AUGUUGGUUCUGAACGGGCCGAGAGAUGCCGGAGGACCACGAUUGAAUUCCGUCGCACAAAAGAGCGCCCAACGAAAGAGCAACUCAAACUCUUCCUUUACCAUGCCACGACAAUUCACUCUCGCCUCAAGAGCCUCCCAGCUCGCUCAAAUCCAGACGAACAUGGUUCUCAAAUCGUUGCAAGAAACGUUUCCCCCAUCCAAUGAAUCCUCCCCGACCUUCACUACAUCCUUUAUGGCGACGGCUGGCGAUAAGAACCAGUCCCAAGCGCUGUAUCUCCUAGGAGGAAAGGCCCUCUGGACGAAAGAACUCGAAGUCGCGUUGAAGGAACGUCAUGUCGACAUGCUGGUCCACAGCUUGAAGGACGUUCCGACCACCCUUCCAGAGGGUUGCAUCAUUGGCGCAAUCUUGGAACGCGAGAAUCCGGUGGACAGUCUAGUCAUAAAGAAGGGCAAGAGCUGGAAGACCCUCGGCGAUCUCCCAUCCGGAAGUGUUAUUGGGACGAGCAGCGUUCGUAGAGUUGCGCAGCUGAAGCGUACAUAUCCCAAUCUGGUUUUCCAGGACGUGCGUGGAAACUUGAAUACGCGUCUCGCUAAAUUAGACGCCGAAGAUGGUCCAUUCGCUGCGUUAAUCCUCGCAAAAGCUGGCCUUGUAAGGUUGGGACUGGGGGAUCGCGCGACGUCGGACAUCGUGGCCCCGACUCUAUACUACGCCGUUUCCCAAGGGGCGCUGGCCGUGGAGAUUCGGAGCGACGACGUUGAAGCGAUCGAGUUGUGUAAGGCCCUCACGCAUCGGGAAACUGCAUGGAAAUGCUCAGCGGAACGGGCAUGUCUUCGGGUGUUGGAAGGAGGUUGCAGUGUUCCCGUCGGAGUCACCAGUAAUUUGAUGAACAAAGACGGAGCAGAGGUCCUCGUGAUAACGUGCAGCGUCACCAGCGUGAAUGGACGAGCCCACGUUGAGCACACCCUGAAGGAAAAGGUGACAUCUCUUGAAGAUGCUGAGAAGGUCGGGGAGAAACUGGCCAACAUAGUGUUGGAAAACGGGGCGAAGAGAAUUCUAGAUGAAAUCAACGUGGACAGAAAUCGACGAGUCGCUGAAGCGAAGGCGGCAGAUGAGACACAGCAGAUUGAAAGUAGUGCGCAGUAA
Messenger RNA from Cyclocybe aegerita, 1146 nucleotides. Lineage: Eukaryota; Fungi; Basidiomycota; Agaricomycetes; Agaricales; Hemipholiotaceae. The record is from the annotation of a GenBank genome assembly.